This is a messenger RNA of Toxotes jaculatrix (banded archerfish), 3629 nucleotides long. RefSeq names its product lysine-specific demethylase RSBN1L-like. The record is from RefSeq and is a predicted model, not a curated record. NCBI's taxonomy places the organism in Eukaryota, Metazoa, Chordata, Actinopteri, Toxotidae. Gene Ontology annotation, cellular component: nucleus. The transcript has 8 exons. The coding region runs from base 36 to 3629 and encodes 1197 amino acids.
GUUACGUCUGACCGUAAAAAAUAGAAACUUCCAAGAUGGCCGAGUCCGUGGACUCCAUGCAUUUCGCAGCAAACAGCAAAACAAAUUCCCCUAAACCCCUGAUAGCCAAACGGCCGCCGGAGAGCCGACCGCAGUCUUCCAGCGACAUUUACCCACCGCCCCCCAAGAAGGUCCGGGUGGAGGAGAAGGGCCUGAAGCACAGGAAACUGAACGGAGAGGUGUGCGCAGGGGAAAAACACAACGGGAAGCAGAGUUGUGGGAGCCCAGCGAAAUGGAGUUUCGGCCCGGCCAAGGCGAGCCACUCCACCGCCGCCGCGGUGCCAGCGACCCCCGCUCGGAAAAUCUUCAAAAUCAGCAACUUCCUCGCUUCGCCUCUCAAAGUGAAGAAGGCGAAAGAGAAACGACACAAGGAGAAGGAGAAAAGCGGCGAAGCGCAGCGGAGCUCCGCCGCGGGUGUGGAGAGAGUGAGCCCAGCUAGCUGCCAUACAAAGACCGAGAACGGCGACGUGAAAAUGCUACAGAGAGAUCAUCGUGUGAAGGAGAAGGACAGAGAGAAGAAAAAGAAUAAAGAGUGGAAAAAUCACAAAUUGCCACCUGUGCAUGACAUUGCAAGAGAAAACGGAGAAGUGAUUUCUCCACAGAAAGAAUCUAAGGAGAAGCCCAAAGCUGGUUCAGAGGAAGACCUUCUGCUGAAGAAACUCAAGAAGAAGAAGAAAAAGAAACACAAAGAUGGGGAGCGGGUGAAGGAGAGGUAUAGCCGACCCAAAAUGUAUCAUCGCUCAUGCCAGACGGUGUGUUCAGGAGUGUCCCUGGGUCUGCCUGAGUUCCUCAGUCGAAUUAAUGGGAACAGCAGCAUUGACGGCAGCGGUCUUCUCCACACCAACACUGCGCCACAACAACACCAUCAGGAUCCUCCUGUUACUGCCACUACCUCUGCCUCCAUCUCCUCCAUGGUCAUGGACAGGCUUGCCUACAGCUCCCCGCUGCACUGCACUCCAGUGCCGGGCCUGCCCGGUCUGGAGUUUGGUCAUCUGAUCCACAUCGAGCAGCAGGCCAAUGGAGGAGCGUCUGUGGCGCACGCCUAUAGCGAGCAGCUUUCCGCUCUGUCUCCAGCCGAGAUGCAGCGCUUCGCCCAGGAGUUUGUGACCCUGUCGUUCAGCGAGGACGGGGACCAGGCUGCCUGUUUCGUGAUGGGAAUUAUUCAUGGAGCGGCAUCCUACCUCCCAGACUUCCUGGACUACUUCUCCUACAAGUUCCCCAAUGCACCAGUGAAGAUGGAGGUGCUCGGGAAGAAGGACAUAGAGACGACAACCAUGGCCAACUUCCACUCUCAGGUGAAGCGGACAUAUUCCCAGGGAACAUACCGUGCCGGGGCCAUGCGGCAAGUAAGUCUGGUUGGAGCUGUGGAUGAAGAGGUUGGAGACUACUUCCCAGAAUUCAUCAGCAUGUUAGAGGAAUCUCCCUUCCUGGAGCGGACUCUGCCCUGGGGGACGUUCUCCAGUCUGCGGCUGCAGAGCCCCACUGAGAGCGACGACGGCCCCAUCAUGUGGGUCAGACCCGGAGAACAGAUGAUCCCUUUGGCGGACAUGCCAAAGUCACCCUUCAAAAGGAAAAGGUCCACCAAUGAAAUAAAGAACCUGCAGUAUCUACCCAGAGCCAGUGAGCCCCGGGAGAUGCUGUUUGAGGACCGGACAAGAGCCCACGCCGAUCACAUCGGUCAGGGGUUCGAGAGACAGACUACUGCUGCUGUGGGUGUGCUGAAGGCCGUGCGCUGCGGGGAGGACAGUGACGCUCCUGCCAGGAUCACCAAAGAUGUUGUGUGUUUCCACGCUGGAGAUUUCCCAGAUGUGGUCAUGAGGCUGCAGCUGGACCUCCACGAACCUCCGCUGUCUCAGUGUGUACAGUGGAUCGAUGAUGCCAAGCUGAACCAGCUACGGAGGGAAGGGAUCCGAUACGCCCGUAUCCAGCUCUACCACAAUGACAUCUACUUCAUCCCCAGAGGAGUUGUCCACCAGUUCAAGACUGUGUCGGCUGUCUGCAGUCUGGCCUGGCAUAUCCGACUCAAACAGUAUCACCAACACGAAGAGAAGGAGGAGGAAGAGGAGGAGGAGGAGGAGGAAGAGGAAGAGGUGAAGGAAGAGGAGAAGUGCGCACAAGCAGUCACACUUCCUAUCAAGGAGGAGGAGGAAGACGAGGAGGUAGAAGGGAAGGAGUGUGACCGUGCUACACAGAAAGUGACGAAGCCAGAGGAGGAGGACACUGAGGGAAUGGAGGCGCCGUUCCCACAAACUCUGACACAGAUUUUCAAGGAGGAAGAGCAAGAGAACAGAGCUGAGAUGAAGGAGUCAUCAACGACACAGUCUGUAACUUUUGUCAAGAGGGAGACAGACGAAGGUGUGCUCACUCAUACACUAAAGGAGCCUAAAGCUGAGGAAGAUGAGAAAGAGGAAGGUAAGGGAGGGGGAGAUAGAGGCGCAGACACAUACCAGACUCAGCAGAAAGGCCAAGAGGAAGGUGGAGUGGACAGUGCAUCUUUAAAGUCGCUACAGCAAAUUAAGAAGGAGAAUGAUGUGGAGGAAGAGCGGCAGCAAAAGACAACUCUGCCAGGUCAAGGUCUGAAAGAGAAAACUAAAGAUAGUAUAACGACCACUUACAACACAUCACCAAUCAAAAAGGAUAAGGACAAAGGAAAAAGAGAGAAAGAUGAGAAGGAAAGGGCUAAGGAGAAGAAGGACAAGGAUAGGAGUAAAGAGAAGGAGAGGGAUAAAAAGGAAAGGGGAAAAGACAAGGAUAGAGAGAAGGACAGGAUGAGAGAGCAGGAAAAGGUUAAGGCGGAGGGAGGAAGAGAGGGUAGUGCAUCGAUGCAGCCUUUGCCACAGAUAAGGAAAAAAGAGGACGAGGAGCGGACAAGAGAGGGCAGCAAAGCCUCUCAAACUUCCCUGCCCGCUCAGAGAGACGAGAAGUGGGCCAAGGAGUGGGACUCAAAGACACAACCCCACAUCAAGAGAGAGAAGGAGCACGAUAAAGACAGGGGAGGCACACAAGCAGCGUCUCACCCGCGGCCAGACAAAGAGGAGGCUCGAGACGCCUGUUCACAUAAACACAAGUCUUCGCAUGGGAAGAAGGAGAAGAGCGGGCACAGGGAGGGCAAGGAGAGCAACCCGGCAAGUACGCAAGGAGUGCAGGCAAAGACAGGGAGAGAGGACGGGAAAACGAGCACUCCCAAACCUGCGAACAUUCAGGCUAAGAAGGAAGGAAAGAAGGAAAAAGACGUCGGCAUUAAGGACGAGAGGAAGAAGUCGUCAUCUGGUCCCACGCCACCAGAACAUAAACAACCACGGACACUCAUCACCUUUGACCUCUUUAAGCCGAUGGAGGCUCACCAAACUCUCGCUCUUUCCUUCACAGACAGUAGACCUAAGACCCACCAUCACAGUGACUCUCGAGGCUCUUCGUCUAAGCCUGGAUCUGACAGUCGGACAGUUGUGCCCUCUAAAGGACCAAAAGUAAAAGACUCGGUGCAGGGAAAACCUGCCACACCCCUACAGGACACUCGGCCACAGCAGCACUCGUUAAAACAGCCCCUGAAAACACACAUGCCCCAAACACAGAAAGACUUCUUAAUAUGA